Molecule: messenger RNA, 3744 nt
Organism: Recurvomyces mirabilis
Lineage: Eukaryota; Fungi; Ascomycota; Dothideomycetes; Mycosphaerellales; Teratosphaeriaceae
Exons: 2
Coding region: 1-3744 (1247 amino acids)
Source: RefSeq, a predicted model, not a curated record
AUGAGCCAACACAAUGCUCCUCUGCCGCCUCCCCCCCCGACGCCACGCACGGCUGGUCAAGCGCCGGUGGACUUCUUCUCCCAUAGACGCGUUCGGCCCGCGACAGCUCAACCUCCAUCCCUCUUGACUGAUGUACUGAGAUCUCAAGGCAAUCUAGAUGCUGCUCGUACGCCUGGGUCGAGUGGCAACGGGACUCCGUUCCCCUUCAGUCCUUCGACGCCUAUCGCUCUGAACCUCAGGACUACUAAUGUCUUGACGCCAGCAGGAUCUCAAAGCACGACGCCAAUAAUGGAGCCCUAUGAUCCGAGGCAAUGGGGUCAGGGCAGGCAAGCUUCGGGGUCGCAGAUGGUUUAUGGAAGGACUGGUAGCACUCGAAGCACGCGAGAGGCGACUGGGAUGGAAGAGGCAAUGCCGUCACCUCCGCCACCUUACUCACCAGAAACGCCUGGAGGUUCCAGGAUCGCACCUGGAUCAACACCGUUGCUUGAGAGUGUGGGCUUCACUGCUUCACCACUCCCGUCCGAGUCUGCACGCAGCUCGCCUCAAAUGCCAAUGUCUCCGGCAUUCCCACCUCCUCCUGGACAGUCCACCUCACGAUUCCGAGACCGCUCAACUUCAGGCCUAGCAGGACCACGCGCUCUCCUUGCUGGACUGCGAGGUAAACAGCCUGUCACUGCUGAGCCACCACUGAGUCCAGCAUUCUAUGGAGGAGCACCAUUCGUGGAAGUUCAUGCGCCUGCAGCUAGACGAGCAGCAUCCACGGGGCACUUACAGUCCGCUGUCCAUCCAGUCUUCGUAGCAGCAGAGAUGAGUUCCUCAGCCCGUGCAUCGCCAGAGUCAAGCCGGCAGCAAGGGAUCGCAUUACCUGGACCACCUCCGGGCCCACCACCACCUAACAUGAGAUCACAAAGCCUGAAUCGCUACCCUACAGGUUCAUCGACACAAUCCGUUCAGUCUAACACUCCUAGCCAUGCCGAAUCUUUCCAGAGAAGAAGGGCUGCGGCGUCAACACUCGGACCUGUGCCGCCGACACCUGCUGACUGGACAGACACCCAAGGCGUUUUGUCCAAUCCCUCACAGCAGCCGGUGUCUAGUAGUCACGCUAUUGCUACUGAGUCUGAUCCUCAGUAUCAACCGCUCAGGAUUGACACCGGCACUAGACGGGAGACCUCAAUAACACGAAGACCAGCAAGGAGAGACAAGAGCGCCCAAGGCAUACAGGAGCGUCGCUCCCUAAGCCGAAGGGCGAAAGACAGGACUGAGGAUUUGAUGUCACCAUUGAGUGACGACUCAAGGCCUAGCGAGAGCUCAUUCCAUCCGGCAGAAGGUACUAUAAGCCUGAGACGUGAGCAUUUGCGAAAUGUGUCUGGCGUGGCUGUUUCCUCUAGCAUUACUGCUGUGGCUAAUCAGCAAGCACAACUAUCGCAUACUGGCACGAACAUUGGUCAGCCUCAGAUACCCAGCAGUGUCUUGACGCCACCAUAUACUCCAGCCGUCAAGCAGGAUCUGACAUCACGACGCGAGACCGAGCGUACCCGCGCCGCUUCUAGUGCACGGCCUGUGUCACAUUUGUUGCAUACGCCCAACGAGGAGAGCGCGAUGCCCGCGCCACUGAGCCCAGCACGGCCACCUUCGGCCUCCUCUAUGAAGUCGUCUACAAGGCUAGACAGCUUUGCAUUGGAGGCGCUAGGACGACAUCGUGCUUUUGUGGAGAAAGAGUCACUCGCGACCUCAGAUGAAGAACGUCUUGAGCUUUUCGCGAAUUUUAUGGUUCACGAAUCACGGCUACGACGAGAUCGUUACCAGGUAGCUUAUGGUGCUAUGGCUGGCGAUAUUCUGGACCUCACAAGAGAUAUGUGGCGUCCGUAUGGCAGAGACAGCAAACGAGCUGUCACUCCGAGCACUUCCAUGUCGUCAUUCGACCCGACAGCACCCUCGUGGGCUUCUGACGGCCAGCCUUCUUCUGCCCAAGGCAUGCCUAGCUCAGCGUCAUCUUUCGGCGACUUUACACCUGCGACAGACGCAGCAUCAAUUGGUGAUGUUGCAGAAGCCUUCGACCGAUCAGAGUCACGACAGUGGACGGAAGCUUUCAAGCCAACACUAUCUCCGAUCCCUAGCAUGGCACAAAGUACAGUACCGGACGAAGAGAGUUCUCGUGGACGCACAGCAAGUCGUUGGUGGGAACAGAGCCAGUCCGGAUCCGGCUCAGGCAGUAUCGGCAAACCCGAUCGUCUCGAGCGCAGCCAUCGGGAGACGAAGUACAUGGGCGUCAAGGCAACUGAAUUGCAGAACGAUGCUGAGCUAUCACCAGCUUUGAGCAGGCAGUCCGCGACGCCUGGUGCUAGUGCUACGUUCCCACCGGACGUAGGUGAGUAUCCACCAGAGAAGACUGGUUGGCACGAAGGCGUAGACUUCGAUACACCAAUGGCGACUCCUGCACGCAUCGCCGAGCGCAAGUCAUCUACAUCAUCCAACAAUCCACUGGACAUCUCUCGGUUGAUAACGCUACCACCUCCGUACCCACGACAUCACCCGGCAAUCAAUAAUAGCCAUCCUCUGCUGACCUCCCUACGCAACGACCAUCGGACGCUAGCAGACCAUGCCGGCCACCGAGCAACUAAGGAUGCAUUCCUGGACAGUGACUUCUCUAUUCGACAGCAGCAGAAAGAGCUUGCGAAGGAAAGACGACAAAAGCUGCGAUCAAGCGUCCAAGGCAAGAUAGCAGAUGGCACGAUCUCCUUUGGGGAUGCCGCGCAAGCAGAAAAGGACUUCGACGUAGAAGAAGCAGAACGUGGCAAGGCUAACGCUAGAGCAAAUUUUGAUCGCUUCGAGACGCAAGUCGCUCAGCCUCUGAACACGACGAUCAGCGAGCGUAUCGCGAAAGCAGACGCUUGUAUAGCACAGCUCAAGAACGACCUCCACUCACGCAACCAGACCUCUGACCCCAACCGCGCCCAAGAGGAAGGUGACGAGCAGCCCGAGCGAUUGGAGACACUGACAUUAUUGAAAUGGCUGUUCGAAGUCCGCGAACAACUGCACAAAGACAUGUUCGACCUCCACGCCGAACGAAGCGAGCAGUACUCUGAAGUAAUCCUGACCCCAUACCGGAUCCAACGACUGCAGACCAAAAUCGACGAAGCGACGACGUUCUUCGCGAAGGACAGCCGACAGCGACACCUCACCUUCGCCCAAGAGACACAGGCACGAUUUGAGGACUUGCAGGGCGUGAUGGAACAUAAUGUCUCGCGAGGCGUGGAAGAUCAAUUGAGUGCAUUCUGGGAUAUCGCACCUGGUCUUCUCGAGAUCACGUCCAGGAUACCGAUCGAAUUGGAAGGUUUCGAGGUAAUGGUGCCUAAUGCUGAGCUAGAGGAGAAUCUAGGGUACGUGGAGUACCCGCUCCAGUACCUCUGGACUUUACUUGGACAUGCUGGAAGGAGUGCGUAUCAGUUCAUUGAGGGGCAGAUCAAUCUGCUGUGUCUGUUGCAUGAGGUUAGGACUGCGGCGUCGAAGAGUACGCUGAGGUUGUUGGAGGUUGAGGGGAGUGGUGGAGCGGGAGGAGAGGGAGAUUUGGCUGGUGCGAGGCGGGAGGCAGAAGCGAGACUGACUGCGGAUUUGCAGGACAAGGUGGGAGAGGUCGAGAGGCAGUGGAGCGAGGCGUUGGAUGAGGGGUUGGAGGAGUGUAAGGGUAGGGUGAGAGCUUUCCUCGAGGUUACUGGAGGCUGGGAAGAUGGGUUGGAGGGCUAA